Fusarium coffeatum is the source of this 1830-nucleotide messenger RNA. RefSeq lists its product as uncharacterized. The record is from RefSeq and is a predicted model, not a curated record. NCBI's taxonomy places the organism in Eukaryota, Fungi, Ascomycota, Sordariomycetes, Hypocreales, Nectriaceae. The coding region runs from base 1 to 1830 and encodes 609 amino acids. Gene Ontology annotation, molecular function: nucleic acid binding; ATP binding. The transcript has a single exon.
AUGCAGCGUGUCGCAACGAACUCGAUAUGCUCGUUCUGCAUGUUCACAUCUCGGCCAACGAUUACUGUUAAAACAUCAUUACAAUCAUGUCUAGGCCAGCGCUUGGCCUCACAACACUUCAAGCCUCGCCCCUCACGCAUGGUUCUAUCGGAUCGAGUCAACCAAGCCCCUCCAUCUCGCGAUGACCGACAAAGACGCCGCGAGGCCCCAGGUCCAUUUGGCGGAAUGAAUAGAAGAGUCGCCAAUGUUGACCCUUCUCGAAGAGCUGGUCGACAACGCCCGCUAACAGGAAAGGAUUCAAAAGGAACCAAUACAAGAGAGAGGGAUAACCGAAGAGGGGGAACACGAGAUGGAGAUGACCGAAAGGCGCUCAAAAUGCAGCGUGCGCUAGCUACUGUUUCAUAUGGAAAGCGAAUGAUGACGAAGGAUUCCAUGACCGAGUACGAAUCAUUCGAUAAUUUCGACCUUAUCCCAACUCUGCAAGUCGCCGUCAACGAAGAGCUCUUCAAGGGCAUGACCGAUAUCAAGCCGACACCUGUACAAAAACUUGCAAUCCCUGCUCUUUUGAACCAAAAGACUCCGGAUGAUCUCAAAAAACCAACAGACGAGAUGAGGUCAUUCCUUCUGGCCGCCGAGACAGGAUCUGGAAAGACAUUAGCGUACCUUCUACCAGCAGUCGAUGCUUUAAAAACGGCUGAGGCCGGGGAUCCUGAGCUGAAGGCCUACCGUGAGCGAUGGGAGAUCGAGAAGGAGCGACAAUUGGCUGGCAACUCCAAAGGCAAGCCGUUCGAUGAGCCACACCCUACAAUGGCCCGCCCCAAGGUGGUUAUCCUUGUGCCAACGGCAGAGCUUGCGCAUCAAGUCACAAAGACAUCGAAAUCGUUGUCUCACGUCGCCAAGUUCAAGACAGAACUCCUUUCUUCAGACCUUAAGCCACAGCAGAUUCAACGCAACUUAUAUGGGCCUAGGGGAGUCGACAUUAUUGUUUCGACACCUCAUCUCCUUGCAUCCAUCGCCGACUCGGAUCCCAAUAUUCUUUCUCGCGUGACCCAUUUGGUUGUCGACGAGGCCGAUUCUUUGUUCGAUCGAAGUUUUGCUCCAGUGACAACUAGCAUCAUUGAGCGAGCUAUGCCAUCCAUGAAGCAGUUUGUAUGCUGCUCUGCCACCAUCCCCCGAAAGCUCAACAACUAUCUGGCCACCAACUAUCCCAAGAUGACUCGAAUUACCACCCCCAACUUGCACGCUAUCCCUCGUCGUGUUCAAUUGGGAGUCAUUGAUGUCUCAAGAGAACCUUACCGCAACAAUAAGGACCUUGCCUGUGCUGAAGCAAUUUACUCGAUUGGUCGUGAAGCUUCCAACCACGAGGGUCCUGUCAAGGGCGAGGUUGAUGUACGCCGUAUUAUGGUUUUCGUCAACGAGCGUGAGAAGACUGAAGAGCUGGCGUCGUACCUGAGAGAAAAGGGAAUCAAUGCUGAGGCGCUCCACAGAGAUACUCCUGAGAAGCGCCAUGGCGAGGUUUUGGAGACAUUCACAUCACCAGACCCUCUCAGAAUCCCAGCACCAACACUCAAUGCUAAGAAGCGAUCUCUACCCAACGUGAGAGUCCUGGUCGUUACAGAUCUGGCUUCCAGAGGUAUCGACACCCUUGCAGUCCGUCACGUCAUUCUCUACCACGUACCUCAUACAACCAUUGACUUCAUCCACCGACUGGGUCGUGCUGGACGAAUGGGUCGACGAGGCCGUGGCAUCGUGCUCGUUGGCAACGAUGACAGAAAGGAUGUUGUUGCAGAGGUCAAGAACAGUAUGUUCAAGGGACAAGCUCUGAUUUAA